This is a messenger RNA of Octopus bimaculoides (California two-spot octopus), 1026 nucleotides long. RefSeq lists its product as uncharacterized. The record is from RefSeq and is a predicted model, not a curated record. Lineage: Eukaryota; Metazoa; Mollusca; Cephalopoda; Octopoda; Octopodidae.
UUGGUGAAGUACAGAAACGGUAUAAGUAUGACCAGCUAGGUUUAAUUUGUGUAAUUACUACAAAAUAUCUUGAUCCUUGUACAAGGGAGAUCUACAAGACCCCUGAAAUACUAACGGAGGAAUGCAAGAAAUAGGUAAUGUUUAAACUAUUAACUUUUGGUCGUGUGCAGAUAUGUAAAAGCGAUACAGAGUGUGUAGUGUUGAUGAUGAUGAUGAUGAUGAUGCUAGCGAUGGUGGUUGAAUGGACUUUUAUUUGUACGUUUGAUUUUGAUUGGAUGGUAUGUAUUCUUAUGUCGAGAAUACAAGAAGUUUGUUGUGGUUUUGCUUUGAUAGUAAUCUUAUUGAAGGCUUAGAAACAAGGAGGCGGCUGACCGGUCGAAUCGCUAACGUACCGCCGGACAAAACGAUCUGCGGUAUUUUGUCCGUUUUUAGUUUUGCGUGAUGAAAAAGACUCUUGCACUUCUCUGCAUUGGCAUACUCGUUUCAAGCACCUCGUCGCAGAAGCAAGAUCGCAGUAUGUCCGAUGCCAAGUCAGAAACAGAUUAUGACCGUUUGGAUGGAAGAAGAAGCAGAUAUAAGAGGGACAACAUAUGCAAAAGAUUGCCAUGUAAUAGUCCCCUUGAAUUAUGCUGUAGAGGUCAAGUUUGUGUAUGUGGAGGUUUAUGGACGAACUGCCAUUGUAAAGAUUCGAGCAGCGCAAUAACUGCAUAUAAUUAUAUAUGUAUACGUAUUUGUUUGUUAGCAUUUCUUUUACAAAUUAUGGACCUGCCCGAUCUAAGUGUCCGGCUAUUAUUCAGCAUCGUAAAGGCGUCUGUCUUUACGUUCUGGGUUUAAAUUCCGCUGAGGUCAACUUUGCCUUUCAUCCUUUCGUGGUCGAUAAAUUAUGUACCAGUUGCUUACUGGAAUCGAUCUGAUUGACUGGCCCCUCCCCCCAAAUUUAGGGCCUUGUGCCUAGAGUAGAAAAGAUUAUUCAACAUCGUAUAAAACUAAUAAAAUAAAGUCUGAAUUAUAAUGUUAAGACAUAAA